UUAGCUUUGAUGAUCGAAUCACGUGGGAGGGUCACUUCCUUCUUCUCGUCAUCAUUCCAUCGUUGAAGAUGCUGCGUGUGGCCGUUCUAGCCAGGUCGUUUGCAAGGAGCUACGCCACGGCAGCAUCACCCCAUGCUCUUGUUUUCUUAGAGCAUAACAAGGGCCAACUCGACUCUGGUUCCCUCUCAGCCCUCACUGCUGCCUCUCAAUUGGGCGGUAGGGUCUCAGGUCUGAUUGUGGGCGCACCUGAGGAAUUGCCAACCGUUCUAGAGCAAGCCAAGAAGGUCACAGGUCUGGAUACCGUGCUACACUCUGCAUCUUCGCAGUACACCACGCUUUUGCCUGAAGUCGUCACACCCUUGUUCGUGAAGUUGUUAUCAACACAGUCACCUUUCACGCACGUUGUUUCUGCCCACUCCUCAUCUGCCAAAUCCAUCCUACCUCGUGUGGCUGCUAAGCUAGAUCUACCGGCUGUCUCCGAUAUCACGUCCGUACAGCAUGACUCUUCCUCCAAUAGCACCACAUUCACCCGUCCAAUCUACGCUGGGAACGCAAUCUCAACCGUCCGGGCAUCAGAUUCCAUCCCCAUCAAGUUCUUCACGGUUCGAUCCACUGCGUUCUCUGCUGCGGCCGUGGGCGAUGCAGAAGCUGAAACUGAAAGCAUCGACGCCGUGCACGUCUCCAACCCACCCACAGAACACGUCAGCACUUCCCUAACUAAAUCGGAUAGACCUGAUUUGGGCGUGGCUUCUCGCGUUGUUUCUGGGGGACGUGCUCUCAAGAACGCUGAAACUUUCAAAGCGACCUUGUUCCCACUCGCUGAUGCUUUGGGCGCAGCCGUGGGUGCCUCGCGGGCAGCUGUAGAUGCUGGUUAUGCUGAUAACUCCCUUCAAGUUGGACAAACUGGCAAAAUAGUCGCUCCAGAAUUGUAUAUGGCCAUCGGCAUAUCCGGGGCCAUUCAGCAUCUUGCUGGCAUGAAGGACUCUAAACUCAUCGUUGCCGUCAAUAAGGAUCCGGAUGCCCCCAUCUUCCAGGUGGCUGAUGUCGGUCUCGUCGCAGACCUUUAUGAGGCCGUGCCGGAGAUGGUAGAGAAACUGAAAUAGUGUAAUCCCCUAGCCCAGAAGACCGCGUCAGCUUGCAGUCACACCCUCUAGCUACUUAUAUCUUUGGCAUAUGUCGUAGAUAAGACGGCACCUUGAUAACAACAGAAAAUAUUUUUUUCAUG
Molecule: messenger RNA, 1225 nt
Organism: Pisolithus orientalis
Lineage: Eukaryota; Fungi; Basidiomycota; Agaricomycetes; Boletales; Pisolithaceae
Product: DHS-like NAD/FAD-binding domain-containing protein
Exons: 3
Coding region: 69-1103 (344 amino acids)
Cellular component (GO): mitochondrion
Molecular function (GO): electron transfer activity; flavin adenine dinucleotide binding
Source: RefSeq, a predicted model, not a curated record